Messenger RNA from Monopterus albus (swamp eel), 4706 nucleotides. Its product is annotated as retinoic acid receptor alpha-B-like. Gene Ontology annotation, cellular component: transcription regulator complex; nucleus. The coding region runs from base 751 to 2148 and encodes 465 amino acids. The record is from RefSeq and is a predicted model, not a curated record. The transcript has 10 exons. NCBI's taxonomy places the organism in Eukaryota, Metazoa, Chordata, Actinopteri, Synbranchiformes, Synbranchidae. Gene Ontology annotation, molecular function: nuclear receptor activity; RNA polymerase II cis-regulatory region sequence-specific DNA binding; zinc ion binding. Gene Ontology annotation, biological process: retinoic acid receptor signaling pathway; cellular response to corticotropin-releasing hormone stimulus; regulation of transcription by RNA polymerase II.
CGCGCGAGCGAGCUAGAGAGCUAGAGAGAGAGCGCGAGGCCGUCGGGUACGGAGCGGAGGUUACCACAGGGCAGAUGUGCAGUGUGCUGCUUGUACCACUGCUGGACCUCAACCAUUAGCAACAAGAGGAGGCACUCAAACCCAAACACCUCUUCGACCCGCCUCACCGCCGCUUGCCAGUUUCACCUAUGGGUAUUCUCCUUCUUGGACAUACUGCACAGCAGCAAGUUCAAAGUCGUACGUGACUGCAUUCAUGAGUCAGGGCUAUGUUUAUUCUGUCGUGAACGCUCGGACCCCAUGAACCGGAGCAGCGUGCUUCUACCGACUGGACCUUUGUUUUACUUUUUGUCGGUGGCUACAUUAAUUUACAGCAUGCACCGAUUUAAUGCAAAACAGCUCUGAUUGUAACAUACAGACUGUCUGCGAAAUAAGACUGUGACCGGCUACGAGGAUUAGUAAGCGACAUGACAAUUAGAUAAAACGCUGGAGCUGCUAUAAAAGCACAGCGAAAAACUCGCUUACGAUAACGACACAGGACUGCGAGCCGUGGGUGCAUUGAGGUCAUCAUGAGCUCGAAGGGGCUGAAAAGUUACUGGGAUCGGUCAUAUCUCCUCCCUCCCGUAAGUGUGUCAUGAAGAUGUGAUGAGCUCUUCCCUCGCUCCCUUCCUCUUUCUCUUCGCCGUCCAGCGCCUUGAUCUUUUCUUCUCUGGUUGGUAUUAAAGAGGUCAGACGCGACUCCCGGCUCUCCGGAUGUAUGAAAGCGUGGAUGUUGUGGGUUUGAGCCCCAGCCCCAGCAGCCCCAGCCCCGGCUUUUUUCUGAGCAUGGACUACUACCACAGACCCCCGGGGCUCUGGCCGGAGAAGGGACUCCUGUCCGGUGUAGGAGGACUCCAGCGUCCGUUCGGAGCGUCCCUGUUGACCGGCAGGCACUGGAGCGGAUCCAGCCACUCUAUAGAAACUGAGAGCACAAGUUCAGGGGAGGAUCUGCUCAUCCCUAGCCCCCCCUCACCUCCUCCUCCACCUCGUAUCUACAAGCCCUGCUUUGUGUGCCAGGACAAGUCUUCAGGCUACCACUAUGGAGUCAGUGCCUGUGAGGGCUGCAAGGGCUUCUUUCGGAGGAGCAUCCAGAAGAAUAUGAUGUACACAUGCCACAGAGACAAAGUCUGUGUCAUAAACAAGGUGACGAGAAACCGGUGUCAGUCCUGUCGUUUGCAGAAAUGCCUCGACGUUGGCAUGUCCAAGGAGUUAGUGCGAAAUGACAGGACAAAGAAGAAGAAGAAGGAGGAGAAGAGGCAGGAGGAGCCAGAGACCUACGUCCUCUCACCAGAUACAGAGCAGAUGAUUGAACAAGUUCGCCGGGCUCACCAGGACACAUUUCCAUCCCUGUGUCAGCUGGGGAAAUACACUACGAGCAACAGCUCCGAGCACCGCGUCUCGCUUGAUGUCAGCCUCUGGGACAAGUUCAUUGAACUGUCCACCAAAUGCAUCAUUAAGACGGUGGAGUUUGCCAAGCAGCUGCCCGGCUUCACAACAUUAACCAUUGCUGAUCAGAUCACCCUCCUCAAAGCUGCCUGCCUUGACAUACUGAUUCUGAGGAUCUGCACGCGCUACACUCCAGACCAGGACACCAUGACCUUCUCUGACGGCUUGACUCUGAACCGCACCCAGAUGCACAAUGCUGGGUUUGGACCUCUCACAGACCUGGUGUUCUCAUUCGCCAAUCAGCUGCUCCCGCUGGAGAUGGAUGAUGCAGAGACGGGAUUGCUCAGUGCCAUCUGCCUGCUCUGUGGAGACCGUCAGGAUCUGGAGGAGUCAGACAAGGUGGACGUUCUUCAAGAGCCAAUGCUAGAAGCCCUGAAGAUCUAUGUGAGGAGGAGGAGGCCAGAUAAACCUUGUAUGUUCCCCAAGAUACUGAUGAAGAUUACCGACCUCAGAAGCAUCAGUGUGAAGGGAGCAGAGCGCGUGAUCACACUGAAGAUGGAGAUACCUGGCUCCAUGCCUCCUCUCAUCCAGGAGAUGCUGGAGAACUCUGAGGGACUGGAGGGCUAUGGAGCAGGGGGAGGUAAAGGAGGAGGAAAAGGUAGUGGAGGAGGCAGAGUAGAGGACAAAACAGAGCUUGGGAGCUGUCAAUCCAAACCCAUCACUUAAACGAGUCCCCUCUCCUGGCCUUGCACAUCUUCUUCUCCUUCCUUCUCCACCUGAACUUGUACACUCAGCAGCCCUGUUCCACACAGCGGCGAUGCUUUGGUACUGCAAGAAAACCAUCCACACAGCAGACACACAGCAGCAAGAACUACACUUAAUAACAGGAAAUCUGGAGGACAACUCUCUGGGUUACUGGUUACACUGGGAAGGAGACUUAAGAUACAAGUGUUGCAGAUAGGUGGUGAGAGACUGAUUGAAAGCAGGUACACUAUGCUGUGAGGACUGAUUUGUGUUCAGACAUGAUGGAGUUAAACAUAUGCAAAUAUGUGAUCCUCUAGUUUGUUUUGUUACCUUUUUAAAAUGACUAACAGGUAAAAUAUUUGCCUACUGUGUGAACCCUCAGGAUUAGGAUUAUCUAGAUACUACAUAGAUGUGGACAGACCGAAGAAGAGGACUCCUCUUACACACUGACAUCCUAAUUAAAAAGUCGGGUAGAAUGUGCAGAAUCAUGAAGUGUAAUAUAUUGUAUAUAUGUUAACAAAACUGAGAGAAGUUGUUGGACUGAGACAAACUGAUACAAGAGAUUAUUUUCCUAAAUGUACAUUUGUAUACAGUGCAGUGCCAGGACUUCUUAUUUCAUCUUCAUGACCAACCUCCCCAAACUGCCCCCAGAAUUCUGUCCUCUCUCUCCUCACAAUAAAAUAAUAAUACUUUCCUUAAUUGAAAUCAGAAAUGUAAACAGGAAUCAGAGACUUUCUGUAUGUCACGUCUGCCUGUUGAUGGACACUUUCAGCCAAUGCAAACUGUGGUACUGGAGCUGGAGAGCUCUGCAGAGUUAUAGCUCAAUGAGGCCAAUACUGAAAUCUCGAACAGUGUGGACGGGUACUGCCAAACCAUAUCUGUAAAUGUACAAAUGUAUUUAGUUUUUAUAGUCUUCACCAUUUAGUGUUAGUCUGUCCCUACUGUCAGACACCAGUUUUGUAACUCCAAUUUUAGUGAUGUCUUGGAAAGUAUAUCAAUCCACAGAGUUCAACAGGAUUGUAUGAUUUUCUUUGUAUGCCCUGGACUAUGUGUGUUCAUUAGUAGAAUGUGAUUCACUGGAAAGUGCUGUAUCUAUUUCGAUAUUCAUGUUAUCUUAUUUUUGUCUUAUUGGAUGGUCUCUUGGUUCUGGUAGCCAUUGGGUAAAUUCCCUUAUUUGAUCGUUCCUCGAUCCUCACUCGGCUAGACAGUCAUACCUGCUCUGAGCAGCGAGGAGCGAAGGAGUCAUGGGCGAGGAUACACGAGACCAUCCUUCGUGGAAGUGUUGCCUCUUUAUCAGAAAUCAGUUGGUGAUUAAAUGCUUCAGAUCAAGGACUGGAGAAAAGGUCAUCUCAUGUCUCUGGGUACAUCCAAAGUCUUAAUAUUUCCCUCACUUGUCUUUUCCUGGAGUCUUAGUUCCACCCACAUAAGAUGUGAGGAGAGAAGACUCAAGAAAACACAUUUAUAGAGACAAGCCAAGCACCCUAUAGCCCUCAUCUGUGGGCGGAGCCAAGGGAGUGGCCCAGAAUCUGAUUGGCCACCCCUCCUAGAGUCAAAACGUGAUGCUUGUCCAUAUUAUUAAAUGAAAAAUGAAAAACGGUGACAAAUUGUUGUCUUAAGUACAACUAACAUUUUUCUGGUACUUUAUAAUUGACAUUUGUCGAUUAUUUUAUAUUUGCAUUCAUUUCUCCAAUUGUGUUGUGGAGUAUUUGACAUGAUUCACCUCAGUGUGUGUGUGGGUGGAACACUGGGCAGCAGCAAUGUCUCCGGCUGGAAGUAAAUAAGGAGCACAGCCCAAGUUUGCUAAAGAGAACACCAAUGUCUGUCUCAUGUUUACACAAAAUUUAAUGAUAUAUGGUUUAUCAUGGCAUAAAACUAGAGGUUUAAUAAAUUUUUUUUCAUGAAUUUCAAAUGUGCCACCCCUCUGAGUCUGCACCAGCCUGGCCACCACCUGCAAAAUUUUCUAGAUCUACCCCUGCUCUCAUCCAACCUCAGUCAUUACUCACUAGGACACAGUACACAGAAGCCGCUUUGAGUAAAAGGAAGCUCACUUAAAGUUUGUCAGACAGCAUUUAAAGGACUCAGAGAGCAUGAGGAAAAGGAUUCUCUGAUCUGAUGAGACAAAAGCCAAAUUUUCUGGGCAGACAUCCAGGCACUGCUUAUCACCUGCUAAUACAACCUCUGUGGUGAAGCAUGGCAGUGGCAGUGUCAUGCUGUGGUAGGUUUCCCAGCAGCAGGGAGAGGGAGACUGGUCAGAACUGAGGGAUGGAUGAAUGCAGCCAAAUACAGAGAGUUCCUUGAAGGAAAUCUGCUGUAGAGCACACACAGUCUUCCCAUUCAGACCUACCAAGCACUGAACCUUUAAAUGCGGCCGAAUGAGCUUCUACAUUGUACCGAAUUAAGGGUCUGAAAACUUUUGCAAUAGAGAAAUUUCCAUUUUUUGAUAUUUACUGCAUUUUUAAACAAUUCUUAAACCUGUUUUGCUUUUGUCACUCUGGGUUACUGAGUGUAAUGUGGUUCUUAUUUAUGCAAAUUUAAAUAGA